AUGACAAGAAACAGAAGUGGUAUAUGUUCAGGUCAAAGUAGUUCAAGAUUAUCAAAUGAUGAAUUAGUCGUUAUAAGAGCUUCAAUGAUGGCUGAAGUUGUUAGUGAAAUACAAGAAGAAAAGAAUAAAAAGAGAAGUGUUAAUAUCAGUAUUGAAAAAUCAAUUUCAGUUGAAACCAAAUCUAGUAAAACAUCACUGCAAAAUUAA
This is a messenger RNA of Lodderomyces jiufengensis, 207 nucleotides long. RefSeq lists its product as uncharacterized. Lineage: Eukaryota; Fungi; Ascomycota; Pichiomycetes; Serinales; Debaryomycetaceae. The record is from RefSeq and is a predicted model, not a curated record. The coding region runs from base 1 to 207 and encodes 68 amino acids. The transcript has a single exon.